This is a messenger RNA of Erpetoichthys calabaricus (reedfish), 3712 nucleotides long. It is a transcript of the gene fynb, whose product is annotated as FYN proto-oncogene, Src family tyrosine kinase b. Bases 370 to 1983 code for a protein of 537 amino acids. Lineage: Eukaryota; Metazoa; Chordata; Cladistia; Polypteriformes; Polypteridae. The record is from RefSeq and is a predicted model, not a curated record. Gene Ontology annotation, biological process: cell differentiation; innate immune response; protein phosphorylation. The transcript has 14 exons. Gene Ontology annotation, cellular component: extrinsic component of cytoplasmic side of plasma membrane. Gene Ontology annotation, molecular function: ATP binding; non-membrane spanning protein tyrosine kinase activity; signaling receptor binding.
AAGUACCGCAGCUGCGCCAUCAUCUGUUCAGCACGGUGAGAGAGAGAGCGUGCUAGCGAGUGACUGAGAGCGUAAUUGUGGACAUUUCCGUUACAUAUAUUAAACACACACACGCGCGCGCGAGGAAAGGAAAAGGAUUUUAUUUUGCCUUCCUUUUCUAGCAGAUGUGUCUGUGAGAAGAUAUGUAAAUACGCCCGGCUUUCCCAGUGCAGAGACUUGAAGCUUUGCUCUCUGAGAUUUUCAGCUGUUUGUAUUGCAUACUUAAAGGAGAAGCUUUGCUACACAACACAAGGGCUUCUGCUUGAGUCGUGUACAAAGCAAUGUGGAGCAAAUAAGAUCCUGAUACAUUGAAACUUGAAGAUUUGGAUAAUGGGCUGUGUGCAAUGCAAGGAUAAAGAAGCAGCAAAACUUAAUGAUGACAGAGACACCAGUAUAACUCAGAGUACUGGUUACCGCUAUGGGGCUGACCUCACUCCACAGCAUUACCCGAAUUUUGGUGUUACUGCAAUUCCAAAUUUUAAUAAUUUCCACACACCUGGAGGUCAGGGCAUGGCUGUAUUUGGUGGGGUGAAUUCAUCAUCUCACACUGGAACUUUGCGGUCACGUGGUGGUACAGGGGUAACUCUGUUUGUAGCACUUUAUGACUAUGAUGCCAGAACAGAAGAUGACCUUAGCUUUAGGAAAGGGGAGAAAUUUCAAAUACUAAAUAGCACUGAAGGUGACUGGUGGGAGGCUCGAUCUCUGAACACAGGUGGAACCGGAUAUAUUCCCAGCAAUUAUGUUGCUCCAGUGGACUCUAUCCAGGCUGAAGAGUGGUAUUUCGGCAAACUAGGAAGAAAGGAUGCAGAAAGACAGUUACUGUCUAAUGGGAACCUCAGAGGUACCUUUCUCAUCCGAGAAAGUGAAACCACCAAAGGUGCAUUUUCCCUAUCAAUACGUGACUGGGAUGACAUCAAAGGUGAUCAUGUUAAACAUUAUAAAAUCCGAAAGUUAGAUAGUGGUGGGUAUUACAUAACAACCCGUGCCCAAUUUGAUACACUCCAACAACUCGUUCAGCAUUAUUCAGAGCGAGCUGCUGGUCUGUGUUGUCGCUUAGUGGUCCCCUGCCAUAAAGGAAUGCCAAGGUUGGCUGACCUGUCUGUCAAAACCAAAGACGUAUGGGAGAUUCCACGGGAGUCCCUGCAGUUGAUCAAGAGGCUUGGCAAUGGGCAGUUUGGGGAAGUUUGGAUGGGUACAUGGAAUGGUACUACAAAGGUGGCAGUAAAAACUCUGAAGCCAGGCACGAUGUCCCCAGAAUCAUUCCUCGAAGAAGCUCAGAUUAUGAAGAAGCUGCGGCACGACAAACUGGUGCAACUCUAUGCCGUUGUGUCCGAAGAGCCUAUAUACAUCGUUACAGAAUACAUGAGCAAAGGAAGCUUACUUGAUUUUCUGAAAGAUGGGGAAGGAAGGGCGCUGAAAUUGCCAAAUCUUGUAGACAUGGCAGCACAAGUGGCUGCUGGUAUGGCAUAUAUAGAAAGGAUGAAUUACAUUCACCGAGAUCUGCGGUCUGCUAACAUUCUUGUGGGUGACAAUUUGGUUUGCAAGAUUGCUGAUUUUGGACUGGCAAGACUGAUUGAGGACAAUGAGUAUACCGCCAGGCAAGGUGCAAAGUUUCCUAUUAAGUGGACAGCCCCCGAAGCAGCAUUAUAUGGAAGGUUCACAAUCAAGUCAGAUGUAUGGUCUUUUGGAAUUCUUCUUACAGAACUUGUGACAAAAGGAAGAGUACCUUACCCAGGAAUGAAUAACCGUGAGGUGCUGGAACAGGUUGAGCGGGGCUACCGGAUGCCUUGCCCUCAGGACUGUCCUAGUUCUCUUCAUGAGCUCAUGGUUCAGUGCUGGAAAAAGGACCCUGAGGAGCGACCAACCUUUGAAUAUCUGCAGGCCUUCCUGGAAGACUACUUUACUGCUACAGAGCCCCAGUACCAGCCAGGAGAUAACCUAUGAUAGCCGCCUGUUGUGCUCGAAGACUGCAGGUUUGAGAUAAAUCUCUCUUAGCUUCCAGUGCCAUGACUGAUUGCCUUAAAAGGGCAAGCACUUGACUUCAGAAUCAUCCGAAAAUGUGUACAGCUUCCAGGUGUUUCCAAACCAUCACCAUUACCCUAAAAGGCCUGAAAAAUUCUACUUGAAUGAGAAUUGGAGAACAGUAUGAGCAAGCGGUGUUUUAGGAUUUCACUUUAGCAGGGUUGGGGAUGUACUGUAAUGAAUCAAUAAAUGCCUGUAUUCAGUGUAAAUAUUAAUUGCUUGUUUAAUUAUACCAUGUUUUACAUCUCUUAAUUUUUUUUUUAAUUAAAUUUAUAAAAAGCUGGUAACGUUACUUUUCAGGUCUCAGCUCUUGAAAUUAAAAAAAAAAACAAAAAAACAAAGUAAUUGUUUAUUGUUAGCAGUUUUCUUAUUUUAUUCAUUGUUAAAAAGUUGCAGUAGUUUUUGCAACUCCCUACAUUUUUGUUCCAAUUUAAAGUCUUAUAAACGAUAAAGAAAAAAAAUCUGCUGACCAGAGAAGCAUAUCACUAAAAUAACAAAUUAGAAUGUGAGGGCUUCAAAGUUCUCUAUGGUGCAAAUAUAUGUAUAAAGAAUAUCUACAAAAGAAACAACAUCGGUGUACAUAUGUCAGCACAUAGUUCAUCAUAUGCCCGUUAAUAAAAUAUCUACAAAUUCAGUAGUAAAUUUUACUUUUUAUGUUUUAUGUUUUUUUUCUUUUGCCAAGGUUCAGAGGCUGACGAGAGGCCGUGUUUUUAUUACGGCUAGCCAAGAUAAAAUAUGAAAACCAACACAGACAGUUAUGAACCGCCAUCAGGUGAACGGUGUUAGUGAAAGUCAGAGACCUCGUAAAAACUGCACUGUAGAGGGAAUGCCCUGAACUGUGACAAUUAUUAUAGCAGCUCAUUUCAAGCAUGAAAUUGUCAUUAUUUCUGUUGCACUGUCAUUUUUUUAUGUGUAAUUUUUCAUUUUUAGUUGUACAUCUAAUGUUAUGUUAUUUUAAACAUAAUAUGUACACACACAAACACACACACACACUUAUUCUUUUUUUUGCAUUUACAGCCAAACCUGUGUGAAUGCUGAUUUUAGAAAUUAACAGGCACUCUGGAUGACACUUCACCGAUCAUCUUAACUGGAAUGUCUGAAGAUUAUUACUCAUUGAAGAAAAACACAAUUUGGUUUACUAAAAAACUUUCAUAAUAUAUAGUGAUCAUAUUACGACUCGUAUGCAGAAUAACAAUUGAGUUAUUUCAUUUGUCAUAGCCAGGUGUUGCCAGGCCCAUAGCUACAUUGUCUAAACAGCAAUGUUCCCGGCAGUCAUCUUGUGAUAGCCAUUCCUCUUUUCCAUGUGCUCAGCAGUCAUGAGGCCCCCAGGUUCCUGUGAGCUGCUUCUGUAACCACAAUGCCCUCUGAAAACCCCGCUUUCGUUCCCUUUGAUAUGCAGCUGACUGUGUGUGUCAGCCUUCAAUUCUGUUGCUUUUGUAAACUGAAGGUUACAGAUCACUGGCAUUGAGCUGUUCUGUUUUGUUGUAACUAUACAGUACCAUAGGACAAUGCUUGUAACAUACUUUUCAUUUUUAUGUUGAGGGAUGAGGGAAAUGGGCGGUUAAUUUUCUUUUGCUUUUGUAAAAACCACUUUUAUUAAUUAAGUUACUGACAUUAAUGAAAGGAAAGGAAAUAAACAUUUUGCACAGUU